UGUUUAUGAGCUUCUUGGAGUAUUUGCCUGGACACUGUACCUUCCACGUUUAAUCCUUCAUUUUUGAAAAGCUGUUCGUUUCAAGGUAACUUGACGCAAGAUCUACAUCAUUAUUAGAAGUCUAGUUAAAAUGGCACAAGAGAACAGAAGUGUUCUACAAACCCUUGCAUUUGGUCUUCUUUGUUGCAUCGUUUUGGCCAGAAGUGACCUAUUCAAGUCUGUUGUUGUUGAAGUUGGAUUUCAUCAAUAUGCAGAGUUUGUAGAUCCGACAACAACCUUAAAGAUGCCUUUUAAUGCACUUGUUAAUCUGGGAUAUAUAGCUGUUGGCAUCAGGUGGUUAAAUUUUCCUCAAAGGAAAAAACUAUCUCCUGAAAUGAUACACUAUUUUGAAAUGUUUGCAACAAUGUCCAUUUUUUAUGGACCUGUACAAUUCUUACGCAUUAUUAGUCAGAAUCGUUUGUUUGCAAUUUUGGACCAGUGGCUAACACUACCCAUAUUUAUGUGGGCGUCUCUGUUUGGCCUUUUUUGCCUCAGCAGAAAGCCGCACUCUACAAGUGAAAACCUUCUUCUCUUGAUGUCACUCAGCAGCUAUGGGCUUGUUUUCCUUAGCAAAGUUGGAUUUGAAAUCGCUCUUGGUAUUCACAUCAUUUUUGCAGUUUUGGUUGGUGUCACAUGUCAGUGGAAGAUUGGGACCAAACAGAGCUUACAGUAUAUGAUCAUUGCAAUUCUAUGUUGUCUUGGUUUUGUUGUUUUAAAGAUUUAUGACUUGGAACUGGGCAAGAAACAUUGGGUUUUUAAACGUGUAUCUGGUCAUUUCCUUUCAAAAGUUUGUGACAUUUUCCAAAUUGAUAUGGUGGCAAGAUUCUUUAUGGAGCUUCUUCUGAAUAAAUCUAAAAGAAUGUAGCUACACCACUACACCAGUAUUGGGAUCUUAUUGUCUGUCUUGAAAUGAGACAGAACUGACUGUGUAUUGAAAAUACAAAAUUAUGUACAUAUAAUAAGUGUAUUAUCAAUUUAAAAAAAUAUUGCUAAAACUGCAUGUUGUGUCAUU
Messenger RNA from Rhopilema esculentum, 1051 nucleotides. RefSeq names its product transmembrane protein 187. The record is from RefSeq and is a predicted model, not a curated record. NCBI's taxonomy places the organism in Eukaryota, Metazoa, Cnidaria, Scyphozoa, Rhizostomeae, Rhizostomatidae. Gene Ontology annotation, cellular component: transport vesicle.